Molecule: messenger RNA, 769 nt
Organism: Impatiens glandulifera
Lineage: Eukaryota; Viridiplantae; Streptophyta; Magnoliopsida; Ericales; Balsaminaceae
Product: CLAVATA3/ESR (CLE)-related protein 25
Exons: 2
Coding region: 166-483 (105 amino acids)
Source: RefSeq, a predicted model, not a curated record
UUUUAUCUUCCAGUUUCUUUCUCUCUCUCUCUCUGUCUCUUAACAAUCACUCACUACUUGGCUAGCUUUCUUUCUCACCUCUCUUGCUUCAUUUUCAUCUUAGAACAAGAGCUAGGCUUAUCCAUUUGGCUGUUUCUCUCAAGGAAAAAAUAUAAGUUGGCAAGUAUGGGUGGCUAUCACUAUGGAGCUAAGUUUUUCAGAAGUUGGAUUGGAACUGUCUGUCUAAUUACCUGGAUUGUAUUCGUUGGGUUUCUUUUUAAUCAACACAAGACAACUACUUUUGCAAUGGCGGCAAUGGAACCAAAUCAUGAAUCGGGAUCAUCAGCAGCUAUCUCUGUGGCAAACAAGAUUAACAAUUCUCAUCUUCACAUGAAGAAAUCAGCUUUCAGCUUUUCUGUUAGCAAGAGGAGAGUUCCCAAUGGCCCUGAUCCUAUUCACAACAGGAAAGCAAGGAAUACCAGAGAACCACCCGGUAGAAAUUAGCUAAAGGAGGCAAGAAGAUUUAGCCUUCAAGAGAGCUCUCCUCUCACAAAAUUAAGUUACAUGAUCAACAUCUUCAAAAAGAUGGAACUUUCAGCGACAAUCAAGAGUUAAAUGUGCCUAUCUAAUGACGAAAUGAUAAAGAGGAGUACUGGGAUUUUCUAUAGAUACAAGAAAAUAUGUUAUUUCUUCUGUUUUGUGAACAAGAGAAAUUAUUUCUAAUUAGGCAUGCACACUUGAAACUUGGUAAGAGAUUUGAUGUAUAAAAGAAAGCAUUUGAUUUCUUCUC